AUGUGUGGGAUCUUUUGUUUGUUGAGUCUGUCUCCCACUCAGUUUGAGUGGGACAAAACAGUUUGUGAACAUUUGAAGAGAAGGGGGCCCAACUGGAGCCAGGAUGUUACCGUUAGAGGCACAAGUCCCUUCUAUCAAUGUUUAUUCUCUGCUCACGUUCUUCACAUGAGAGGUCUUCUUACCCCUCAGCCAGUUCAAGACAACCCUGGAAAUGUCCUGGUGUGGAACGGGGAGAUUUUUGGAGGUAUCCCGGUGAGGCCAGAGGAAAAUGACACUGCUGUUGUCUCUGAGCGGCUAUCAUCCUGCAGUAGCCCUUCAGAGAUUCUGUCCGUCCUGUCCGCUAUUCGGGGACCGUGGGGGUUUGUUUACUACCAAAAGGCUGGAGACUACCUCUGGUUUGGCAGAGACUUCUUUGGUAGGCGGAGUUUGCUGUGGAAAGUUGACGCAGAGGUCAACGCAUUGACCUUGACUUCUGUGGCAGCCCACAGUACUGGAUCUGAUCAGUCUGCUUGGCAAGAAGUCCCAGCAGUUGGUGUUUACAGGAUUGACUUGAAGGCAGCGACAGAAGCUGGCUCUGUGACGUUUGAGCUUUAUCCUUGGGCUCAUGGAGGAAAUAAUCUUGUCUCGAGCUGCAGUGAAACUGUAUUGGAGUCUGUCCCAAGCGGCUGCACUGCUGUGAUGAACCAGUCGGGCCUCGUACUCGCCUCACCUGUGUGCCCUCUUAAUACAUCCAUCCCGAAGUCAUUAAAUGAGAAAGAAAUUCACCCAAACUCCCAUUCACGUGUUAAGGACCUGGAGCAGCUGCUUGCAAGCAAAGGGAAAAACGAUGAGGUGAACAGUCUCAUUGAUGUUCUCAGUGAGGCAGUAAGGCGACGUGUUCAGUCUCUGCCUUUCAGGGAUCAAGACAGUUCCACUCCUACUGAUGACCAUGCUAGUGUUGCUAUACUUUUUUCAGGAGGUAUCGAUUCAAUGAUCCUGGCUGCCCUAGCUGACCGUCACAUACCUGCUCAUCAGCCAAUAGACCUUCUCAAUGUAGCGUUUAAACUACAGGAGCCAAAGAAGCAGAAAGAGUCUGCAAAGAAACCCAAAAAGCCCAAAAGUAAGGCCACGGAUUUUAAGACAGAUGGCGCUGAUUCCCAAACAUCCAGCCCCUUUGAUGUUCCAGACAGAAUUACUGGAAAAGCCGGCCUCAAGGAAUUACAAGACUUGAAUUCUCAAAGAAGAUGGAAUUUUGUUGAAAUCAACGUAACGCAGGAGGAGCUGCAGAAAAUGCGCCAGGAGCGCAUUUGUCAUCUGGUGCAUCCACUGGAUACGGUGCUCGAUGACAGCAUUGGAUGUGCUGUGUGGUUCGCGGCAAGAGGGAGGGGCUUCAUCACGGUGGACAAUGACCAGAGGCCCUACACAUCGACAGCAAAGGUCAUUUUGACCGGAAUCGGAGCAGAUGAGCAGCUAGCAGGUUACUCCAGGCACAGAGUCCGAUUCACUUUGUCGGGGCACGAGGGACUGAUCCAGGAACUGGGCAUGGAGCUGGGCAGGAUCUCCUCCAGGAAUUUGGGCAGAGAUGACAGAGUGAUAGGGGAUCAUGGGAAAGAGGCUAGAUUUCCCUACUUGGAUGAGGACGUGGUGAGCUACUUGAAUUCUCUGCCUGUGUGGGAGAAAGCAGAUCUGUCCCUUCCUCGAGGCGUCGGGGAGAAACUCCUCCUGAGACUGACAGCGAAGCAGCUGGGCCUCGGCCAAUCAGCCGUCCUGCCCAAGAGAGCCAUGCAGUUUGGCUCCCGCAUCGCAAAGAUGGAGGACAAACGUGAAAAGGCCUCCGACAAAUGCACAAGACUCCUCACUGGGUAGACAAAUCCAGAUUGUAAUGAAAAGAAUAUAAAAAUCUUUUUAAUAGAACAUUCAUUAUAAAAUUACAUUCAACUAAUAUUCAAAGGCAUAUUUACAAUUUAAAUCUUGAUUUUAAUGUUACAUACAGAUUCUUAGGGAUUUAGAUUAGUUUUUGUACUCGUCUUUGAUCAUAAUAAUAAAUAUGGUGUUUCCUGUGUUCUCUA
Micropterus dolomieu (smallmouth bass) is the source of this 2048-nucleotide messenger RNA. It is a transcript of the gene asnsd1, whose product is annotated as asparagine synthetase domain containing 1. Lineage: Eukaryota; Metazoa; Chordata; Actinopteri; Centrarchiformes; Centrarchidae. The coding region runs from base 1 to 1845 and encodes 614 amino acids. The transcript has 3 exons. The record is from RefSeq and is a predicted model, not a curated record. Gene Ontology annotation, molecular function: asparagine synthase (glutamine-hydrolyzing) activity.